AUGGGGGGAUUAGUAUUUCUUGGAGCAUUACUUGUACAGGUGUCUGCUGAGAAUACUCCAAGGGUAGGGUCUGACAAGCCUAGGGAUCUCGGAGGAGUGCAACUAAAUGAGCAUGAUCGUGGUGGUCUAGUGUUGAGCCUUAACGCAAGAUUGUUAGACCUUAGAGAAACUUCUGAAGAGUUUCCAAAAGCUAAAGAUUUAUUGAAGAAAGAGUUUGAGAUAAAGGACUUGGGAAAGACAAAGUCACAAGAUGUGGAUGAAGAUCCUUUUAGAUCUCAAUUAGAGGAUAAAGAUCUACUUGGUCUUGAUGUAUCAUAUGUUAGUGCGUUCAGAGCAUUGAUGUAUCUUGCUAAUUACACAUGUCCUGAUAUAUCAUUUUAUGUCAAUCUACUAACAAGAUAUAGUUUUUCACCUACACAAAGAUAUUGGAACGAAGUCAAGCAUAUACUUCGUUACCAUAGAGGUACAAUAGAUAUGGGUUUGUUUUAUUCCAGAGUACACAAACUAGAACUAGUUAGCUAUGCAAAUGCAAAUUAUUUAUUAGAUCCUUAUAACGGUGGUACAACCAUUUCAUAG
This is a messenger RNA of Cicer arietinum (chickpea), 576 nucleotides long. RefSeq lists its product as uncharacterized. Lineage: Eukaryota; Viridiplantae; Streptophyta; Magnoliopsida; Fabales; Fabaceae. The record is from RefSeq and is a predicted model, not a curated record.